AUGUCUCACCUGCGAGUGCGCGUCGAGGGGCAGUCAUUCCGAGAUCCCCAAAAUCGAGAAGUCAUUCUGAGGGGGAUUAAUGUAGCAGGCGACGCGAAAUAUCCCCAAGUGCCAGAUCUGAGAUCCAAUGAUCCGGAAGUUUUUUUCGACGCGGAUGAUAUAUCGUUUGUUGGACGGCCGUUCCCUCUAGAUCGUGCCGACGACCACUUCCAGCGACUGCGAAAAUGGGGAUAUAACGCCAUUCGAUACAUUUUCACUUGGGAAGCUAUCGAACAUGCUGGGCCCGGUGUUUACGAUGAGGAAUGGGUGAAUUUCACGAUUGAAAUACUCCGUAUCGCGAAGAAGUAUCAAUUUUAUAUUUUCAUGGAUCCACAUCAAGAUGUGUGGUCCCGAUUGUCAGGAGGGUCAGGGGCACCUGCAUGGACUUUUUACGCAGCUGGACUGAACCCACGGUGUUUCAAAAAUACGGAAGCUGCCCUAUCUCAUCAUACCGCAGAAAGCCCCACCGAUUUCCCCAAGAUGCUCUGGUGCACAAAUUACUCAAGAUUGGCUUGUCAGACUAUGCUCACUUUGUUUUGGGCCGGCCGAGACUUCGCGCCAAAAGCCAUCAUUGAUGACAUGAAUAUCCAGGAUUUCUUACAAGGCCACUUUAUUGCGGCGUGCAAACAUCUCGCGCAGAAAAUCCACGAUGCAGGGGGCCUCGAACACGACGUGGUUAUCGGCUGGGAAAGCUUGAACGAACCCCAUAGGGGACUUGUUGGUAUUCAAGAUAUCUCGAAAGUUCCACAGGAGCAGCAUCUCCAGCUCGGGACAUCCCCAACCGCACUUCAGGGCAUGCUUCUUGGUGCCGGGAGGAGCUGCGAAGUCAAGUCAUGGCGAUUUGGAAGGCUUGGACCACGACAGACUGGUAAGAAGCUCAUUGACCCCAAGGGCGAAUCGGCAUGGCUACAAUCUGAGUGUAUCAAAUACGGCUGGCAGCGAGAUCCGAACUGGAAACUCGGCACCUGCCUCUGGGCGCAGCAUGGGGUUUGGGAUCCGACCAACAAUAUUCUGUUACAAAAGGACUACUUUUCGAAAAUCCCCGGCUCUCACGAAACGCUAAAUUAUCAGAGGUUCACCAAUACCUAUUUUCUCGUACAUUACAGAGCCUACCGAGAUGCGAUUCGCAGUGUGUGUGAGGGCACCAUCAUGUUCUGCCAACCUCCUGUCAUGGAAAUACCACCGAGCAUGAAAGGCACGCCGGAUGAUGAUCCCAAUAUGGUACAUGCUGUACAUUUUUACGAUGGUCUGACACUUUUGAGAAAGCACUGGAGUUGCUUUUUCAAUAUCGAUGUCAUUGGUAUACUUCGGGGCAAAUACGCCUUGAAGACGCUGGCGGUCAAAUUUGGCGAGAGGUCUAUUCGUAAUGGACUGCGGAAUCAGCUUGCAUUUAUCCGCGAUGAAAGUAUACGGAAUGUUGGUAAUCAUCCUCUCGUUUUUACAGAGAUUGGAAUCCCGUAUGAUCUUGACGAAAAAAAUGCCUAUGCAACCGGUGACUACGGCAGUCAAAUCAAAGCAAUGGACGCCAACCAUUUCGCUCUAGAAGGCAGCAGCGCCAAUGGAUUCACUUUGUGGGCCUAUAUGACAGAGAAUGAUCACGCAUGUGGCGAUCAAUGGAAUGGUGAAGACUUUUCGAUUUUCUCACAAGACGAUUUGGAAUUACCGGAGGGAAUUGCUUCGGCUUCCACGAGUUCAUAUUACCUGACGCACGCAGAGGAUUGUAUUACUGAGCAAGGCAAAACACACAACUCGUGUGUCGAAAACAUAGUGCCUUAG
Messenger RNA from Penicillium cosmopolitanum, 1815 nucleotides. RefSeq lists its product as uncharacterized. Gene Ontology annotation, molecular function: steryl-beta-glucosidase activity. Gene Ontology annotation, biological process: ergosteryl 3-beta-D-glucoside catabolic process; carbohydrate metabolic process. NCBI's taxonomy places the organism in Eukaryota, Fungi, Ascomycota, Eurotiomycetes, Eurotiales, Aspergillaceae. The coding region runs from base 1 to 1815 and encodes 604 amino acids. The transcript has 4 exons. The record is from RefSeq and is a predicted model, not a curated record.